AAAAAACGCAUUAAACUUUCAAAACCAGAAAAGCUGUCUCCCUCCGCCUUCUCUCCUCGUCACUCCCAAAGCAUUUCUGAGCGACUCUUUUUUAUCCAAUUAUUUUGGUGGCGAUUCGAGGAGGAAAUCGACAAGAUCUGCUGUUGUUUGUUGUUCUGGAACUUUAUGGAUGUGGGUUCGGUUGGAAAGUAAGGGUGGGUUUAGAUAGAGCCGAGGAACACUGGUUUUUGGGGCUGAUUUCGAGUUUUCUAGGAGUUGUGGAAGAGUGUGAUUGAAGAUGGGUUUGUUGAGUACUUUGAUGGGGUUUACGGGAUUCGGAGUCGGGCUCUCUGCCGGCCUGCUAAUUGGGUACUUCCUCUUCAUCUACUUCCAGCCCACUGAUGUUAAGGACCCUGUUAUUCGACCAUUGGUUGAACAAGAUUCUGGGACAUUGCAGAGACUGCUUCCUGAGAUUCCUCUUUGGGUGAAAAAUCCAGAUUAUGAUCGUAUUGAUUGGCUAAACAAGUUUAUCGAGUAUAUGUGGCCUUAUCUGGACAAGGCAAUAUGCAAGACUGCUAUAAGUAUUGCAAAACCCAUUAUUGCUGAGCAAACUCCGAAGUAUAAGAUUGAUUCUGUUGAAUUUGAGACAUUUACUUUGGGGACUCUUCCACCAACGUUCCAAGGUAUGAAAGUCUAUAUUACUGAUGAGAAGGAGUUGAUUAUGGAACCAUCCGUGAAAUGGGCAGGAAAUCCUAAUGUCACUGUUGCUGUCAAAGCAUUCGGCUUGAAAGCAAACAUUCAGGUGGUGGAUUUGCAAAUAUUUGCUGCGCCACGAAUAACUCUAAAGCCAUUGGUGCCAAGCUUUCCUUGUUUCGCCAAAAUCUGCGUGUCUCUCAUGGAAAAGCCACAUGUGGACUUUGGACUUAAGCUCCUUGGGGCUGAUCUUAUGUCAGUUCCUGGUCUGUACAGGUUCGUUCAGGAGCUUAUCAAAGACCAGGUUGCCAACAUGUAUCUAUGGCCCAGAAUCCUAGAAGUAGCAAUCAUGGAUCCAACUAAAGCCAUGAAGAGGCCUGUAGGAAUCCUUCAUGUGAAGGUUCUGAGGGCAAUGAAACUUAGAAAAAAAGACCUGCUGGGUGGUUCAGACCCUUUUGUAAAGUUAAAGCUCACUGAAGAUAAGGUUCAAUCAAAGAAAACUACGGUUAAGCACAAGAGCCUGAACCCUGAAUGGAAUGAGGAGUUUAACAUGGUUGUUAAAGAUCCGGAGACCCAAGUUUUAGAACUCAAUGUUUAUGAUUGGGAGCAGGUUGGUAAACCUGAAAAGAUGGGCAUGAAUGUAAUUCCUUUGAAAGAACUUUCCCCUGAUGAACCAAAAGUUACUACUUGCAAUCUCCUGAAAAAUAUGAAUCCCGAUGAUGCUGAAAAUGAUAAGUUACGUGGGCAGCUUGUGGUGGAAUUGACAUAUAAACCCUUUAAGGAGGACAACAUUGCAAAUGACAUCGAAGGUGAAAAAGCUCCUGAAGGGGCACCUGCUGGUGGAGGCAUGCUUGUGGUUAUAAUUCACGAAGCACAAGAUGUUGAAGGAAAACAUCACACCAAUCCUUAUGCAAGGAUCAUUUUCAGAGGGGAGGAGAAGAAAACUAAGCAUGUAAAGAAAAAUAGAGAUCCUCGAUGGGAAGAGGAAUUUCAUUUCAUGCUGGAAGAGCCUCCUAUUCACGAUAGGAUUCAUGUGGAAGUUGUGAGCACUUCAUCAAGGAUUGGCCUACUGCAUCCCAAGGAGAUUUUGGGGUACAUCGACAUCAAUCUGUCCGAUGUUGUCAACAACAAAAGGAUCAACGAGAAGUUCCACCUCAUCGACUCGAGGAAUGGGAGGAUACAAAUUGAGCUGCAAUGGAAACCUUCUUCUUAAAGGGGUGUGAUUAUAUUUUCCUGUGCCUGGAACCUCAGCAUUCUGCUAGACGUUGAAGGGGAGGGGAAGCUUUUAUGAAUGGCUGCUGCUGCUGCUGCUGCUGCUGCUUGUUGAUCUCAAGUCAAUUGUGUUUGCUGUUUCUGUACAUUAUUAAUAUCUUCAAGUCUAUACUCAUACCAAAUCUGCUCUGCUUGCGCCUUCAAGUUUCAUUUUGUUUCUAUCUGGAUCUGUUCUAGUUUCAAAAUUUAUAUUCUGAUU
Messenger RNA from Diospyros lotus (date-plum), 2143 nucleotides. Its product is annotated as synaptotagmin-1-like. Bases 278 to 1885 code for a protein of 535 amino acids. Gene Ontology annotation, cellular component: endoplasmic reticulum. The record is from RefSeq and is a predicted model, not a curated record. Lineage: Eukaryota; Viridiplantae; Streptophyta; Magnoliopsida; Ericales; Ebenaceae. The transcript is spliced from 12 exons. Gene Ontology annotation, molecular function: lipid binding.